GGCUGUAUUUUUGGGAUCCUGCGACUGAAGCGAGCAUGCAGGAAUAAAGAUGUAGUGUGAGCUGGUGGAAGGAGGGGGAGCGAACAAGGAGAGUGCUGUGCUAAGGGUAGCAGAGGACGUCCCAGCUGGACGCACGGACCAGGAGGACAGAUCUUUGGGGGGAGACAAAGACGGUGGGUCCACUGGAUCACGAAGAUGACCUCUCGCUGCAGGAAUGCGUUGAACAUCGUGGUCACCACCCUUUUUGCAGCGGUGGUCAUCUUCACCAUCCUGCUGGCCUAUAUCACAGGCUACCAAUUCAUCCAAACUGAGCAGCACCACCUCUCCUUCGGCCUCUACGGUGCCUUCCUCUCCCUCCACCUUCUCCUUCAGAGCCUUUUUGCCUUUCUGGAGCAUCGGCAGAUGAAAAUCCCCACCCGUCCUCAACAUCUCCGUCGCUCUGUGGCCCUCUGCAUCGCUGCUUACCAGGAGGACCCGGACUACUUAAGGAAGUGUCUGCGCAGUAUCAGACGGAUUUCUUUCCCAGGACUAAAAGUAGUGCUGGUGGUGGAUGGGAACAGACUAGAAGACCGUUACAUGAUGGACAUUUUCCAGGAGGUGAUGGGUGGCGCUGACCAGGCGGGCAGCAUGGUGUGGAAGGGAAACUACCACAGUGAUGGGAGCGGUGGAGGGGGUGUCGGAGGUGGAAGGAGCACGGUCCACAUAGAGGAGGCGUUACGGGUGACGCGGCUGGUCAGAGGUUGCCGCUUUUCCUGUAUCAUGCAGGAGUGGGGAGGGAAGAGGGAGGUGAUGUACACAGCCUUUAAAGCACUGGGGGACACUGUGGAUUACGUGCAGGUGUGUGACUCAGACACAGUUCUAGAUCCAGCAUGUACCAUUGAGAUGCUGAAGAUCUUUGAGGAUGAUGCGGCAGUAGGAGGUGUUGGAGGAGAUGUACAGAUACUCAACAAGUAUGACUCAUGGAUCUCCUUCCUCAGUAGUGUGCGCUACUGGAUGGCCUUUAACAUUGAGCGUGCCUGCCAGUCCUACUUUGGAUGUGUUCAGUGUAUCAGCGGCCCUCUGGGGAUGUACAGGAACUCCCUUCUUCAACGCUUCCUAGAGGCCUGGUACCAUCAAACCUUCCUAGGUUCCAAGUGCAGCUUCGGCGAUGACCGUCACCUAACCAACCGAGUGCUAAGCUUCGGCUACAAGACAAAAUAUACAGCACGAUCGCAAUGUCAGACUGAAACGCCAACCCAGUACCUGCGUUGGCUCAACCAGCAGACUCGCUGGAGUAAGUCGUACUUCCGUGAGUGGCUCUAUAAUGCUUUGUGGUUCCACAAGCACAGCCUCUGGAUGACCUAUGAAUCUGUGGUCACUGGCUUCUUCCCAUUCUUCUUGGUAGCCACAGUCAUCCAUCUCUUCUACCGUGGAAGGCUGUGGAAUAUCUUGCUCUUCUUGUUGACCGUCCAGCUGGUUGGGAUGCUGAAGGCCACCUACGCCUGUUUCUUGCGUGGUAGCCUGGUCAUGAUCUUCAUGUCGCUCUAUUCUCUGCUCUACAUGUCAAGCUUACUUCCUGCCAAAAUAUUUGCCUUACUCACAAUUAACAAAGCAGGGUGGGGAACUUCAGGCCGCAGGAAGAUUGUGGUAAACCUGAUCGGUGCCGUCCCUGUCACAGUGUGGACGAUGGUGCUGCUUGGAGGCGUGGUGUAUACAAUUUACUGUGAAACACAGCAGACAUUCAGUGAAUCCGAAAAGGUGCUGUUGAUAGCAGGGACAAUACUGUAUGCCUGCUACUGGCUUAUUCUGCUGGUGCUUUACCUAGCAAUUGUAGCCAAACGCUGCAACAAGCGGGAGGAGCAGUAUCACCUGCCAUAUGCUGAGGCAUAAAGCUGCUUCAAGAAGGCUCGACAGGUCAAUCACAUGAAAGCCAACUGCUGUCUGAUCCUCACACCUCUGUGAACUGCUGUAGCAAAUGCACAGUCAUAUCUGUAUUGCCGGUGCUAAAAAGGUGGGGAUGCAAAAUCCAAGCAGCGGGGAGCAUAGCCAGUCAGGAGAUAACUUAAGAGAUGACUGGAUCCAUGAAGCACGAUGCGGCUAGCACUGAAAAGAGUGACCCAGUCUUCAUACACUAUAUUUGAACAUCAUGUAGUUUAUGGGUACAGGUUAGCUGUGCAACCACAACAAAGCAUUCCAGAAGUGAUGCUAGUGAUGCAUUUAGAGCAAAGACUUCAGGUCAGAUUUCAACUUUUUAAACUGCUGCAUAUGAAUGGGGCAUGAAAGAACAGAACCUAGAGCCUAAACAAGCAAUGAGAAAAUCAAGCUCAUUAACACAAGGACAGGAAAAAGGAUUGGAGCUGCAUUCUGUCAGAUGCUCCAAGACUUGAAAAAAUAUUAGAAAAAAGAAAACGUGCUGAAUAAUUAUAUAACUGAUAUAUAUCAUCAUUUAUAGGUACUGAGCUAGAGGAAAGGCUAAAGUAAAUUAACAAAAGAUCAUUUGAGUUGGUGGUUGGCUUGUCAAAUAAAAGCACAUUGACCUUGUGAAGUUUAGCCUAAAAUUAAUCAUACCCUGGCCAUAUCUUUCCAAACCCCAUUUCCAAUGAAGUUGGGUCGUUGGGUAAAAUGUAAAUAAAAGCAGAAUACAAUGGUUUACCAAUUAUUUUCAACCUAUAUUCAAUUGAAUACACUACAAAGACAAGAUAUUAAAUGUUCAAACUGAUGAACAUCUAUCCAUCCAUUUUCUGUACCGCUUAUCCUCACAAGGGUCGGGGGCGUGCUGGAGCCUAUCCUAGCUAUCUUCGGGCGAGAGGCGGGCUACACCCUAAAUUGGUCGCCAGCCAAUCGCAGGCCACAUAUAAAACAAACAACCAUUCACACUCACAGUCACACCUACAGGCAAUUUAGAGUCAUCAAUCAACCUACCACACAUGUUUUUGGGAUGUGGGAGGAAACCGGAGUAUCCGGAGAAAACCCAUGCAGGCACAGGGAGAACAUGCAAACUCCACACAGACGGGGCCGGGAUUUGAACUCCAGUCCUCAGAACUGUGAGGCAGAUGUGCUAACCAGUCGUCCACCAUGCCGCCCUGAUGAACAUUGUUGUUGUUGUUUUUUAAUAUUCACUAAUUUUAAAUUUAAUGCCUGCAACACGUUCCAAAAAAGCUGGGACAUGGGCAUGUUUACCACUCCAUUUCAUAACCUAUCAUUUGAACAACAAUCAAUAAGCAUUUGGGAAAUGAGGACACUUUGGGAACUGAGGACACUAAUUGUUUCAGCUUUGUCAGUGGAAUCCCUUCCCAUUCUUGCUAGAUGCACAACUUCAUUUGCUCAACAGUGCGGGGUCUCUGUUGUUGUAUUUUGCGCUUCAUAAUGCACCACACAUUUUUAACAAGACAGGUCUGGACUGCUGGCAGGCCUGUCUAGUUCUCGCACUCGUUUAUUAUGAAGCCACACUGUUGUAAGACGUGCAGAAUGUGGCUAGGCAAUGUCUUGCUGAAAUAAGCAAGGACAUCCCUGAAGAAGACAGGGACAAGCUGCUUGGAUGGCAGCAUAUGUUGCUCCAAAAGCUGUAUGUACCUUUCAGCAUUAAUGGUGCCUUCACAGAUGUGCAAGUUACCCAUACCAUGGGCUCUAACACAGCCCCAUAGCAUCAGAGAUGAUGAAUUUGCGCUGAUAAGAAUCCGGAUGGUCCUUUUUCUCUUUGGCUCAGAGGACACAACGUCCAUGAUUUUCAAAAACAAUUUGUAAUGUGGACUCCUCAGACCACAGCACACCUUUCCGCUUUUUGUCAGUCCAUCUCAGAUGAGCUCAGGCCCACAGAGGCUGGUGGUGUUUCUGGGUGUUGUUAAUAUAUAGCUUUCGAUGUGGAUGAUAGAGUUUCAACUGGAAUUUGUAGAUGCAGCAACGAACUGUGUUAACUGACAAUGGUUUUCUGAAGUCUUCCUGAGCCCACGUGGCAAUAUCUUUUACACAGUGAUGCCAGUUUUUAAUUCCCGAGGGAUCGAAUGUCACGGGCAUUCAAUUUUGGUUUUCGGCCUUGCCGCUUACGUGCAGAGAUUUCUCCAGAUUAUCUGAAUCUUUUAAUGACAUUAUUAAUGACAUUAUUCCAUGCAACUGUAGGUUGAGAAACGUUCUUAAACUGUUGAAUAUUUUGCGCUCACAGUUAUUCACAAAGUGUGAUCUUCACCAAAUCCUUGUUUGUGAACAACUGAGCGUUUUGGGGAUGCGCCUUUUAUACCCAAUCAUCCCACUCACCUGUUUCCAAUUAACCUGUUUACCUGUGGAACGUUCCAAACAAGUCUUUUUUUUAGCAUUCCUAAACUUUCCCAGUCUUUUGCUGCCCCUGUCCCAGCUUUUUAGGAAUGUGUUGCAAGCAUCAAAUUCUAAAUGAGAGAAUAUUUGCAAAAAACAAUGUUCAUGCAGGAGUGGGGACGUUCAUCAGUUUGAACAUUUAAUAUCUUGUCUUCGUAGUGUAUUCAAUUGAAUAUAGGUUGAAAAGGAUUUGCAAGUUACACAACGUCUCAAGUCAAAGUACGUAUAUUUUAUUGAUUGGAUAGGUAUUUUCCAGCUGGUAAUGACACAAAGGAAGUUACAAAAGUCGUGUUAGAGAUACAGAUAAAAAUAUUCACCAUUUUCAUUUUUAUUUUACAUUUUGAGCUUAUCAUACACCGCUGAGGAAACCUUCAUCUUAAAAGAUCCUGGUGCGUUUUAAUAUGAUCUAUUCGAGAACAUGCUUAUCAAAUGUCAAUUUAAAAUACUGAAUAUGCCUGUAUUGAGAGGUAUGAGUACGAAUAAUGUACAUUUUUGUGAAAGUGGUUAGGGUUAGUUCCAUUUUUUACCAUUCACAGUCAUGGAACAGAAAAUGGAUGGAGGCAUGACUUCCAAAAUUGGCCAGGGUGUCAACAAGUUGGAAUUUAACUUAAUAUAAAUAUGUUCCCCAACUGAUUCUAAACAAGAAAUUGCACAAAACACCCGGGGGCAUAGAUUUGGUUUUCAACUCUAUAAAUAAACAUAACUUUUAUGUUGCAUUCACAAUUGGUGUUCAUUAUCGUUCUAGUAAUGAAGCAACACCUUUUCUAGUGCUGAAAAAGUAAAAAGGUGGUUAGCUAAUUUUGAUCUUAAAUGAGACUUCAAUGGUCUAAGGAACCCAAACUGUGUUGGUUUUUCAGUAUAAUAUUUUUCAUUACAGUAAGGAAGACUUCUGGUGUUUUCUUAGGCAAUUAUUCGAAUUGGCAGUCACAUAUGGGUUUGUUGGUAAAAAAAAAAAAAAUACAGACAAUAAGCCAACACGUGCCCACAAAGAAAAUAAUUCAAAUUUUCUUGGUGCUGAUGAAUGUAAACUGCCGGCCUCAUUUAAACGUAAGAAUGCACAGUUGUGCAGAACAUGGAAUGUGACUUUUUUACUGUAAAUUGACAGCCUGUGUGAAGGGGAGGGGGCUCGGCCGUGGAAGGGACACAAAGACCCAAGCUGAUGGACCACAACACCAAACCCAACUGGAAAUAGUGGCUACGUUCUGACGGAGUCUGCUACAACUAAUAGACAGAGCUGGUGGAUUACAUUAGAAGCUCAGAGAAGGUGACAGAGUGGCUAUGUGUUGGCCUAUCCCUCAUCUCUGACAUCAGCCUUUCACAACUUUAAACGAGCAACAUGUUCUAGCAAGAGUGGAUAUCCAAAGGCAAUGUCAUCCUCUCAGAACUUGUGACAUGCAGCUGUAAUUUUGGUGCUUUUGCACCAUUUCAAAUUUAACUUAUUUCUAUAUAUCUAUUUCUAGUUCUCAUUUUGGUCAUUGGUCUGAUGAGAUUUUUAGUUUAGUGAUUCUGGUUUAUAUGAUCCCUUUUAUACAUUGCUGAGGUGCCAAAGCAUCUACUGAGCAAAUAACGUUUUAACCAAAGGGCAUGGUUACUUAGACCUUUUACAGUCAAUGUAGAAAAAGUUAAUCCACUCCAUCAUUCCUGUAACUGUAACUGAGGAACAAAGAUAUUUCCUUGUGAGAGACUUGGGAACCUUGUUUUUGCUGUUUCACACUCUUUUUCCUUGUCAUGCAAGCAAAACAACCAUGAAAAUUCAGUGUUUGCUGUCAAAUCUGUCCUGUUUGAUGAUGAGCUCAAAAAAAUCAGUGGAAUGUUUCUGGGUCAAUAAAAUAUGUUCUGCCUUUUGACACACAAUGCAGCCAUUCAUUCAGAUUUGUAUGUUUCCAUGAUUGUAUUUCAUUUAGUAUGCUGUGCAGCAAAGUACAUGACCAUGUGAUGAUGUAUUGACAAGAAGAUGAAGGAAAGGUUGAUAAAGUA
This is a messenger RNA of Phyllopteryx taeniolatus (common seadragon), 6264 nucleotides long. RefSeq names its product hyaluronan synthase 3 (gene has3). Gene Ontology annotation, biological process: hyaluronan biosynthetic process; extracellular matrix assembly. The record is from RefSeq and is a predicted model, not a curated record. Gene Ontology annotation, molecular function: hyaluronan synthase activity. NCBI's taxonomy places the organism in Eukaryota, Metazoa, Chordata, Actinopteri, Syngnathiformes, Syngnathidae. The transcript has 5 exons. The coding region runs from base 196 to 1869 and encodes 557 amino acids.